Messenger RNA from Musca domestica (house fly), 752 nucleotides. RefSeq names its product outer dense fiber protein 3-like protein 2. NCBI's taxonomy places the organism in Eukaryota, Metazoa, Arthropoda, Insecta, Diptera, Muscidae. Bases 1 to 687 code for a protein of 228 amino acids. The record is from RefSeq and is a predicted model, not a curated record. Gene Ontology annotation, cellular component: cytoskeleton. The transcript is spliced from 4 exons.
AUGGCGAAAUUGCAAACUGGCCCCACAGAUCUAUAUGGACUGCCACCAACUGUGGGUUAUGAAAGUCAUGAUUUGCGUAAACAACGAUUGCCACAAUACUCCUUUGGUACACGUACCCAACCGAAAGAUAAUAGCAUUGGUCCUGGACCGGCUAGAUAUCAAGUAGAUAAAUUGGUACGUUAUGGCAUAUCGAAGGCGAAUAUUUAUACUAUGGCACCGAAAACAUUUUAUAGGGAGAAAUCAAAAAGUCCUGGUCCCUUGGCCUAUCAACUUCGGAAUUCGCCAAUAUUUAAGGGAUCCAAUUCACCAGCCUAUUCACUGGGACUUGUCAAUACAUAUUUCUUUAAAAAUUGUUCCCCUAGUCUAAAUACAUAUGGUAUUAACGAUUCGUUUACCAAACAACGUGCUCCCGAAUAUAGUCUCGGUGUUAAAAAGUAUCUACCCGAGCUGGUGCGUUCACCUGGCCCAGCCAAAUAUCCACGAAGUAAUCUAGCUGCCAUUAAACCGUCCACUCCCAGUUACACUUUGGCACCAAGAACAAAAUAUGAAUUUAAACUCUAUGGACCCGGUUCAAAUUAUUACGAUCGCAUGGAAUAUAAACCGGGCAAACGAGCACCGAACUAUUCAUUCGGUGUAAGGCAUUCACCGCGUUCUGGCGUUAUGAUCGUUCCCUGUGACAAUUGGUAAUAUAGGUGCAAUAUCGUAGGUUCUAUUCGCAAAAUUUUCAAAAGUAUUGUCUUUUUUUAUUGUCA